AUGUCGAAGAGCUGGGUACCGACGCUACGGCUGCCCAAGUCGACAUUUCCACCACGUCCCCGGCCAAAGAGUUGGGAGCGGUACAUCCAGCAAUGCGCCGAUGAUUUCUACAAGUGGCAGUUGGCCAAUCGCCCGGCCGACGACGAAUUUGUCUUGCACGAUGGACCCCCCUAUGCCAAUGGCAGCUUGCACGCCGGGCAUGCCCUGAACAAAAUUCUCAAGGACAUCAUCCUGCGUGUCAAGGUUCAACAAGGGCGGCGCGUCUCGUACAUACCGGGCUGGGACUGCCACGGCCUCCCGAUCGAGCUCAAGGCGGUGGACGCGGCGGCGGGCAAGCGUAUGUCGGCGGGGGCGAUCCGCAAGGCCGCGCGCAAGCUCGCCGCCAAGACGGUCGUCGACCAGAUGAAGAGCUUCCGCACCUACGCCGUCAUGGCCGACUGGGACGCCCGCUGGACCACCAUGGACACGGCCUACGAGAUCCGCCAGCUGCGCCUGUUUCGCCAGAUGGCGCGCCGCGGGUUAGUGUACCGCAAGUUUAAGCCGGUUUAUUGGUCGCCGUCGUCGGGGACCGCGCUGGCUGAGGCCGAGCUGGAGUAUAACGAUGCUCAUGUGUCGAAGGCGGCGUACAUUCGGUUUCCGGUGGUGGGUGGAUAUGAGGACUUGCCGGGGCUGGAAGGGUUUGGGGGGAGAUUGUUUGCGGUGAUCUGGACGACAACGCCGUGGACUCUGCCUGCGAAUCGGGCGAUUGCGGUGCAUGAGGAUCUGGCAUACCAUAUUGUGAAGGUUGGUGCAGACGCGUUUUUGGUGGCGGAGAACUGCCUGGAGCGGAUCGCAAAGCUGUUUGGGGAGGGGGCGGUUUUUGAGAUUGUUGGCACGGUCAAGGGCAGCCAGCUGACACAGCUGCGGUACCUCAACGUGCUUCGGGGGAAGUCGGCCGAGCCCCAGCCAUUCAUGCACGGCUCGUUCGUGACGGAUGGCUCAGGAAGCGGUCUUGUUCAUUGCGCGCCGGGGCACGGGUUUGACGACUACUUGGCCUGCCUUUCCCUGGGGAUCUCAGUCUCUGCGCCGGUGGACAAUGAUGGUUUGUUCACCGAGGAGGCCUUCCCUGAUCACCCUCACCGUCUAAAGGGCAUCUCUGUCCUUGAUGGUGGCAGUGAUGCUGUGUUGAAUAUCCUUGGAGACGACGUCCUCGAUGUUCACAAUUACCAGCAUAAAUACCCCUACGACUGGCGCACCAAGAAGCCCAUCAUUAUCAGGGCCACAGCCCAGUGGUUCGCCGACGUGGGUACCAUCAAAGACGAUGCGCUGGGGGCAACUGGCCAAGUGCAGUUCGUGCCCGAGAAUGGGAAGAACAGGCUCGAAGCGUUCAUCAAAGGCCGCAGCGAAUGGUGUAUCUCAAGGCAACGUGCUUGGGGUGUGCCAAUACCCGCUUUGUACGAGCCGACCGGUAACGCCGUAAUGAGCGAAGAAGUCAUCGACCACAUUAUCUCGGUCAUCCAGGAGCGGGGUACAGAUGCGUGGUGGACGGAUGCCCCAGAGGACCCGGCAUGGAUUCCCGAGUCACUCCGGGGCAAGGGAGAGUACUCGCGUGGGCGAGAUACCAUGGAUGUUUGGUUCGACAGCGGCACCAGCUGGACAAUGAUGGAUAAGCAGGCAGACUUGUAUCUUGAGGGCUCUGAUCAGCACCGCGGCUGGUUUCAGUCUAGCCUGCUCACUCGGGUGGCUGCCAUGGCCGACCACAGUGCAAAGUCUACGACCAAUACCCUCGGCCUGUCACCUUUCAAAACCCUCAUCACACAUGGCUUCACGCUCGACAAGGAAGGCAAAAAGAUGUCCAAAUCACUCGGUAACAUCAUCUCCGCGGACCAGGUCAUGGAUGGCUCGCUGCUCCCACCUCUCAAGCCCAGAAAGAGCGACGUCAGGCCAGCUCCUGUCAAGGACGCUCUCGGGCCCGAUGCCCUCCGACUCUGGGUCGCCAGCAGCGAUUACACGCGCGACAUCGUGCUCGGCGAGCCCGUGCUCACGACAAUCCACCAAGCCCUACUCAAGUACCGCAUCACCAUCAAGAUGCUCACGGGAUCAAUGCACCCGUCGGCGUGCACGGCGCCGCUGACCACCCUUGACCAGAUCGCGCUCCUGCAGCUCGGCGACGUCAUGGCCGAGGUCGGGCGGCACUACGACGCGCACGAGUUCAACAAGGCCUUCAACGCGCUCAACCGCUGGCUCACCAACGACCUGUCGGCCUUCUACCUCGAGGCCCUCAAGGACCGUCUGUACUGCGCCGAUGGCGGCGGCGUGCUCGAGCCCCUCUUUUUUGGGCUUUUGCGCAUGCUGGCCCCCAUCACCCCCGUCUUGGUCGAAGAGGCCUGGGAGCACAGGCCCCAGUGGCUGAAGGAGGACGAGACGGUGGUGCACCCGCUGCACCAGCUCUAUGAUGCGCCGCUUGUGGAUGAGGGGCGCCGUACAGUUGCUGAGGGGGCGUUGAGGGAGGCGGUGCCCGUGCUGAUGCGGACGCAUGCCGCCAUCAAGGCGGCCUCGGAGCUGGCUAGGGGGGAUAAGGUGUUAGGUUCAUCGUUACAGUGUGAUGUUGUGCUGGAGGUGCCCGAGGGGAAGGCGUUGCAGGCGCUGGAGAGGUUCCGGGAGGAGUUGGAGGCUAUGUUUGUGGUGUCCUCGGUUGAGCUGAACGGGACGGUGGCGGAGGAUGCGCAGUGGAAGUAUUGCGAGGAGUUUGAGCUGGAGGGGAAGCAGUGCAAGGCGUGGGUGCUCCCGCCCAAGCAGGCGAAGUGCCCGCGCUGCUGGAGGGUAUGUUGCGCCCAAGGAGGAGGAGCUGUGCGGGAGGUGUGA
Molecule: messenger RNA, 2844 nt
Organism: Chaetomium globosum CBS 148.51
Lineage: Eukaryota; Fungi; Ascomycota; Sordariomycetes; Sordariales; Chaetomiaceae
Exons: 3
Coding region: 1-2844 (947 amino acids)
Biological process (GO): isoleucyl-tRNA aminoacylation
Cellular component (GO): cytosol
Molecular function (GO): ATP binding; aminoacyl-tRNA deacylase activity; isoleucine-tRNA ligase activity
Source: RefSeq, a predicted model, not a curated record